AUGAAAAAAUUUCACGAAGAAUUGAAGAAGAUUCUUAUGGAAGAUGAAAGAGCUCGUGCCCAUUUCAUUGAUGCAUUUCCAAUUUGGAUUACUACACGAAAUAAAUCUAUUAAAUCUUUGAAAAAGAUAAAUACUGAGUUGAAUGAGUCCAGACUGGGUGUAAAUAUCUCAAACAUCGUUGGUUCAUCUGUUGGUAUAGUAGGUGGCAGUAUGGCGAUUGUCGGACUGGUUUUAGCUCCUGUUACUGCUGGUCUCUCGUUAGGUUUAACUAUAGGUGGCGCUUCGUUAGGAGCUGCUGGCGGUUUAACUGCUGGUGGAGCAAAUGUUACAGAAUUAAUCAUCAAUAAAAAUAAAUGUCAAGAAAUCAAAGAAACUCUGGAUAAAGACAAAAAAGAAAGUGACGAACUUUUUAAAUAUAUGAAAACCCUGAAACGUUGUGACAAUAACCGCGAGAAACUUCUGAUAGAAGCAAAAGAGUUUAUAGAUAUUGUUGAGAAUGGAGUAAACACUGGUAAGUCACUUAUGGGACAGUUAGGAAAAGUAGUAGAAUUUUUACAGAACUUAGCCAAUCUUGAAGAAGUAACAUUGGAGAACGCUAAGAAAGUUUUUGAAAAAACAUUUAUGAAUUCACCAGCAAAUAGUACACGUGAAAGAAAUACUCUUUCUGACCGUGCUGGUGAUCUUAACUUACUUUCGAAUCUGAUCGUCCAAGGUUUCAGUCAAGGAGGGAAGUUUUCUAAGCUAGCACUUGCAGCUCCUACUUUACCUCGAGCUGUUCCUAUCGUACUUGGAGCUGUGGUUAUUGCUCUUGACGUGGUUAACCUGGUUCUUACAUCUGUGAAUAUCCAUAAUGGUAAUAGAAAUGAGCUUCAAAAUCGUAUAGGUGAAGUUAUCCAAGAAAUUACUGUUGAAAAAGAAGAGAUUGUAAAAGUCCAUGAACAUAUUACAGCUUGA
Molecule: messenger RNA, 954 nt
Organism: Limulus polyphemus (Atlantic horseshoe crab)
Lineage: Eukaryota; Metazoa; Arthropoda; Merostomata; Xiphosura; Limulidae
Product: apolipoprotein L4-like
Exons: 1
Coding region: 1-954 (317 amino acids)
Biological process (GO): lipid transport; lipoprotein metabolic process
Cellular component (GO): extracellular region; membrane
Molecular function (GO): lipid binding
Source: RefSeq, a predicted model, not a curated record